AAUUUUUAUUCUAAUCUUUUAGUCACAGGAGGAGAGAGCAGCAACAAUAAACUUGUCAGCCUUUCCCACAUUAAUGAAGUUAGUUGUCACAAUUAUGGAUUUAUAUUCCACCAGUUUAAUUUUAGUUGGUUUAUGUCAUUCCACUGAAAUGAAUGAAAACAACUACAAUUGAAGUUCUUCUGGAAAAGAUGCUUGCUUACUAUCUACCUAUUACAUAAAAACCAUUGUGCUAACACUAGCACAUACCUAUAAUUUGAAAGUAUACACCGUUCACACUUAGAAUGUGUGAAUACAUGAAAAAAUACUUUUCACCACGACUGUUGGAUUACAUUGUGAUUGUGGGAACUCGCAACCCAAAUCAUAAUAAUAAUGUAGCACAAACACCUGAGCUGCUUCGUCGUUAUCCAGUUGAAGACCACAAAGAUUUCCCACUUCCAAACGAUGUUAUCUUCUUCUGUCAACCAGAAGGUUGCAUCAGUGAAGGGCCCAGAAGAACUAGUCUGCGAGAAACUACACCUUUUGUAUUUACAUUAACUGAAAAAGAUUCUGGAAUUGUUCGAUAUGGAAUAUGUGUAAACUUUUUCCGUCCUUUUGAACGGAAAACCCAUUCAAGUGACAAGUCUCGUGAUCGUUUUGAUCAUUAUGGAGAUCCCAAUAAAUUAGCACCCCAUCAUGGAGACACUGAUCACCCACAAAGAUCACCAAGGACUAGACGACGUCUAAAAACAGCCAGCCGGGUUAGGAAUAAUACCCUAACAUCACUAUGCAUUGUCAGCCAUCAUCCUUUCUUCUCUACAUUUCGAGAGUGUCUACUUCUCUUACGAAAGUUAAUUGAUGCAUGUCAUGACAGAAGUGGUACACGCAGAAUUGGUGGCUCAAAAUGUUCCACAAGUGUGAGGUUCAGCUAAAAAGUUCAUAGGCUGACAAGAUACUUUCAUGGAAUGUGACCAAAUGAGGUUUAUUUUUCAACAUAAUCCCCCUUGCAGUCCACUCACUUCUUCCAUCAGUGUUACAGUGCUUGGAGCCCAUUGAUGAAAAAGCUUUCUUCCUGUUGAUCAAAAAAGUCAUCAACAACGUGUAUGAUAUCAUCACUGCAAUACUGGUUCCCAGUCAAGUAUUUUACAUGUUGGGAAAUAGAUGAGUCAGAUGGGGCCAAAUCAGGAGAAUAGAGAGGGUGAUCAACCAGUUCAAAGCCACAGUCACACACAGUAGCCAUUGAAAUAAAAACUUUAGUGCUGGAGCAUUUUACUGAUGAAAUAAGUCUUCUUUCAUUUGUUUUCCUGGGUGUUUGGUUUUGAUAACCUUUUGUAACUGCCUCAGCCAGCUGGCAUAAUACUCUCUAUUGAUGGUGUGGUCCUUUUGAUCAUCAUCAUCCAUCGUUUUAUGUCUGUUUUCCAUGCUGGCAUGGGUUGGACGGUUUGACUGAGGUCUGGAGAGCCAGCAGCUGCACCAGGCUACAAUCUGAUUUGGCAACAUUUCUACAGCUGGAUGCCCUUCCUAAUGCCAACCACUCUGAGAGUGUAGUGAGUGCUUUUUACAUGCCACUGGCACAGGAGCUAGUCAGGAGGUACUGGCAUCGGCUGCGUUCCGAUGGUGCUUUUUACGUACCACUGGCACAGGAGCCAGUCAGGGAGUAAUCAAUAAUCACAAUACCAUUUUGCAUCCCCCAAAACUGAGGUCAUCACCUUCUCUGCAGAUGAAACUACCUUGGCCUUCUUUGGAACAGGUGAGAAGAGAUGUUUCCAUUGCAUGAAUUGUCUCUUUCUCUCUAACUCAGUGAUGAUCCCAACAUUCAUUCUGGGUUAGGAAACAUUCAAGGAAACCAGUUGGAUCUGCCUAAAACAAUAUCAGAUUUUCCUGUGAUGUGAUGAACCUGGUGCACUUUUGAUCAGGUGUUAGAAGACAUGACACCCACCGAGCAGAAAUAUUCAUCUUGCCAAGUUCAUUGUGCUGAAUAUUAUCAACUCUCUCACAGGAUAGGCUAUUAGCAUUAGCUAAUUGAUUUAUAGUCAAUCACCUGUCAUCCAUCACCAUGUGGUGAACACGAUCAUUACCUCAGUAAUGGUAGUUGUAGAAUGUCCAGACCUUGGGUCAUCUUCAAGACUCUCCCUUUCCACUUUUGUACAGUUAAUAAAGCUGGAGUGUCAUUCUCUAAUGUAGCAACCUUGUCUACAUGACUGUUGUUGGAAGGCUAAACCCUUUUUCUCGGGUACUUAAUAACAUCACAAGACCAAAUUUUGUCCACUUGCAAGAGAAACUGCUACUAGUUACUUCUGAAGUCAUCUUUGAAUAGUCAGAUGUCAGUUUGCCUGGAAAUAAACAAUGCAGUUAUUGAUAAGAAGAUUUAAAUUAAUGCAUGCAAGAUUUCACAGCUCUGGCAUCUUUUCACCCCACCCUUGUAAUGUAAAAUUUAGUCUCAAUAAAAUAUUUUUAUAAGCAAAAGUUUUAAAUGUUGUUAAUAAUCAUAUUAAUGAGUAGACUAAGAUUCAUCAAAGAAUGAGUUUUAAAAUUGUCUAAGCUUACUGAGGAGAGAGCAAAAAGCAGAUAGUGUUUUAUUGCAAUAUAUUUACACUAGCAAUAGCUGUAGAAUUUCCAGUUGUUUUGAUAACAAUAAGAUGAGUAGAAAGUUAUAGAGAACCAUGAAAUGCAUAAUUUCUUCUGAAAUUCUUUUUUGUCUGAAGCAAUUGUUUCUUGAUUGGUGUAAAGUCCACUUAGGUAUUGUUGAAUGUAUAAUCUAAGGGAAGAACAUUUAUGAAAACAAUAUUCUUUGUUAUUCUUGUCACCUCUUCUAUAUUGAGAGUUGUCUUGUAUUUUAUCUUUACAUCAAGAAGUGAACAUGCUAUAGAAAGAGCUACAUACAGUUAUCUGUUUUGGAUAUGCUAUUAAAGUUAUUUAAAAAUUGUUGAAAGAAUACUGUAUAUAGAAAAUGUAUUAAACAUUCUUGACCACUGAAUGAAAUUGAAGAGCGUGGUCAUUGCCAGUGCCACCUAACUGGCUCCUGUGCCGGUGGCAUAUAAAAAGCACGAUUCAAGUAUGGUCAAUGCUAGUACUGCCUGACUGGUCCUUAUGCCAGUGGCACGUAAAAAGUACUCACUACACUCUCACUGUGGUUGGCAUUAGGAAGGGCAUCCAGCUGUAGAAAUUUUGCCAGAUCAGAUUGGAGCCUGUUGCGGCCUUCUAGCUCGCCUGCCCUCAGUCAAACCGUCCAACCCAUGCCAGCAGGAAAGCGGACGUUAAACGAUGAUGAUGAUGAUGAAUACUAUUCUGCUAUGGUAUGUUGAGAAUGCUUUAACUCAUUUAAUAUGCUCUACUAUAUGUGUGUGUGUGU
Octopus bimaculoides (California two-spot octopus) is the source of this 3328-nucleotide messenger RNA. RefSeq names its product MAP kinase-activating death domain protein. The record is from RefSeq and is a predicted model, not a curated record. Gene Ontology annotation, cellular component: cytosol. Lineage: Eukaryota; Metazoa; Mollusca; Cephalopoda; Octopoda; Octopodidae. Gene Ontology annotation, molecular function: guanyl-nucleotide exchange factor activity. Gene Ontology annotation, biological process: regulation of apoptotic process; regulation of Rab protein signal transduction.